CCCCCCCCCCCCCUACAGUCCGCCAUCUCGCCCUCCCGCGCGUCACGGCCCCCUUUUGUUUGGUGCACCCCCACGCACACCUAGACUAUAAGACACCCCGCCUCCUCCACACUACCACCUUCUCCACAUCAGCCCUUAUUACGUCGUGUGGUCCCCCUCAAAAAAAAAUCCAACGCUGCCAACUUGUUUAUUCACUCCGAAUCCCCAACAAUUUCACCACCCAUCGCCUAGCCGUUCAUGCAACGGUCAACCUCGUCGACGAGUAUUCCCUCUCUGACACUGUCACCGCAACUGCAAUCACAGCAUCCUUAUCAUCAACAACAACAUCAACAACAGCAGCCGCAACCACCGCAGUCGGGAUUUUCGCCUGCUUUUCACUGGCCAAUGUCUUUCCAAGAUCACGAACGACUUGCAGUCAUGAACCACAGUAACCUGACAGCCAUGAUGGCCCCAAUGUCGAUGCAGCACGAUCACAUGCAGGAUCAGCGGACAGAGCUGCCUCGUCCGUACAAAUGUCCCCUCUGCGAUAAGGCUUUCCACCGCCUCGAGCACCAGACUCGUCACAUCCGAACGCAUACCGGCGAGAAGCCUCACGCUUGUGCCUUCCACGGUUGCUCAAAACGAUUCAGCAGGUCGGAUGAGUUGACUCGCCAUUCUCGCAUCCACACGAAUCCCAAUUCCCGAAGGAGCAAUAAGAACCAACAGGCCGCCGCCCUGGCUGCAGCCGGGCACGCCGUGCCUCACCACAUGGAACACUCUUCCGCCCGGAUGAUGCCUCCUCCACCGAAGAUCAUCUCUAAAUCGGCUCCGGCCUCGCACGUCGGCUCGCCCAACGUCUCUCCUCCUCACUCCUUCCACGCGAUGCAUGCGCCGUCGAUACAUUCGGCUCUCUCGCCGUUCGCGAGGGCAAUGAGCAGCCCGGCCUUGGCCAGUGGCCACCAGAGCCAACUGGAUCUGAACCUGCUUGCCCAGACGGCUUCGCAGCAGCUCGAGCGAGAAAACGGUUCUCGGUAUCCCUCCUACUACAACAACAAUAACGGAAACCGCUUCCAUCAGCUCCCUCCCCUCUCGCACACACAGCCAAUGUCGCGGUCGCAUUCCCACGAGGACGACGAUCCCUACGUCUCGCACCGGGCAGCCAAGAAGUCGCGCCCCAGCUCUCCCGUCUCAACGGCACCAUCGUCGCCGACCUUCUCGCACGAUUCGUGUUCGCCGACCCCUGAGAGCACUCCUCUCGCGACGCCGGCUCACUCGCCGAGGCUGUACCCACGGGAUAUGGACUUUAGCCUCCAGCUGCCCAGCAUCAGACAGCUCUCGCUGCGACACAUGCCCGCUCUGGCUCCCAUGGAGAUUGCCGAUCCCUACAACGCCGGCCAGAACAACCACAACACCAUCCAGGUCUCGCACGGCAUGCGGCUCGGUGACAUCAUCAACCGAACGGACGGCGCGCAGAGGAAACUGCCGGUUCCUUCGGUGCCGCGAGUAGCGGUGCACGAUCUAUUGAACGGAGGAUAUUCCAACACGUCGUCUUCGAGUAAUAGCAUCGCUGGAGGCGAUCUAGCGGAGCGGAUAUGAGAUUUCCAUUUCAUUUGCCUUAAUUAAUUAUGGUUCUUUCUCCUCUUACUAUUUUUUUGUUCAAGCGAGUCUCUUCUGGGUUUUCGUUUUUUUUUUGUAUCUCUUUUUUUUGUUCUCUUUUUCUUUCAGGCAAGGUCUGGUCUGGUCUGGGGUUGGCGAAACACUUUGUUUAUAGACGGUUCUGCUUCUUUGGCUCUGGCAAUAUUUUUCUUAUUUUUCUACGAUGGGCGUUUUAUCCUGUUCUUUUGGGGCGGGCGGCGGGUG
Tricharina praecox is the source of this 1839-nucleotide messenger RNA. RefSeq lists its product as uncharacterized. Gene Ontology annotation, molecular function: RNA polymerase II cis-regulatory region sequence-specific DNA binding. Bases 238 to 1575 code for a protein of 445 amino acids. Gene Ontology annotation, cellular component: cytoplasm; nucleus. The transcript has a single exon. The record is from RefSeq and is a predicted model, not a curated record. Lineage: Eukaryota; Fungi; Ascomycota; Pezizomycetes; Pezizales; Pyronemataceae.